This is a messenger RNA of Pieris macdunnoughi, 639 nucleotides long. The record is from the annotation of a GenBank genome assembly. NCBI's taxonomy places the organism in Eukaryota, Metazoa, Arthropoda, Insecta, Lepidoptera, Pieridae.
AUGAAAAAAUCUCAAGUUCAUAAAUUAAAAACAUUUUUUUAUUUUGCAUAUGGAAGUAAUUUGUGGACAUUUAGAAUUCAUAUGAAUAACCCAACAGCCGAGUUUGUUUCUAUUGGUCGCCUUGAUAAUCACAGACUAGAUUUCAUCGGAUAUUCAAAGUUUUGGGGAGGGCCUACAGCUACACCUGUGCCAACAGCUAAUGCACAUAUUUGGGGUGUUAUUUGGCGUCUGCAUAUAGAUAAUAUUGCAUCGCUUGAUGAUCAGGAAGGCGUUGACAAAAACAUUUACUAUGUGAAACAUGCUGAAAUUAUUACCCCAUACAUAGGAAAACUUAUGUGUCGGAUCUACGAGCAUACAGUAAUUCCUCUGCCUAGGGGAGAUAAUGACGAGAUUCCUAUAGAAUUCUGGCCGUCUUGGACUUAUAAAGAAGUCAUACUAUUGGGUGCUGAAGAGCAUAAUCUUCCCGAAUAUUAUAUAGAAAAUUUGAAAAAUAUAAAACACAAUGGCGAACAGGGAUGUUUCUAUAUGGCUUGUUUAUUAAAGCAGUAUGCUAAAGCGAAGCCCUGUGAAUGCAAGCCAACUAUAAAAAUACUUAGAAAGCCUCUAAAAUUAGAUUUGAAGCAGUUACGUACAAAGUAA